This is a messenger RNA of Capsicum annuum, 2876 nucleotides long. RefSeq names its product protein ALTERED SEED GERMINATION 2. The transcript has 20 exons. Gene Ontology annotation, biological process: negative regulation of fatty acid biosynthetic process. Gene Ontology annotation, molecular function: protein binding. Gene Ontology annotation, cellular component: Cul4-RING E3 ubiquitin ligase complex; cytoplasm. Lineage: Eukaryota; Viridiplantae; Streptophyta; Magnoliopsida; Solanales; Solanaceae. Bases 300 to 2591 code for a protein of 763 amino acids. The record is from RefSeq and is a predicted model, not a curated record.
GAGAAAAGAGUAGGGAUGGAAAUGUAAAUUUGAGAUUGGCAACAGAAGAACUCUGUAAUAAGUGACAUAUAAUGAAAGUUGAUUCGUGGCUAAGACGUGGAAGCAAACGUCGUCGUAUGCGCACAACCGACUCAUCUCUUUUCUCUCCUCUUCUGUUCAUUUCGCUUGCGUAUUUGAUAUUAGUCGUUUCUGAUGAUCGCCACUAGAUACACACACACACACACUAGCAAUUCUCACCUUCUCCCUAGGGUUACCGAACCUCUCGAAACCUCCGUUCCAAUUUCUAGAACCUUCGCGAAAUGGAAUCGCUUUGUUUCCAUGACGGCAACAUCACUAACUUGAUCAACAAACGUUACCUCCACGUUCUCCAUGACUCUGCUCACGAAUUGCAAAUGCACUCCUCCUUGGUUAAAAGAAUGGCUUUAGAAAGAGAACUAGAGGGGCAUCAGGGUUGCGUGAAUGCGAUAGCUUGGAACUCAAAUGGCUCCCUUUUGAUAUCUGGGUCGGAUGAUACAAGAAUGAAUAUCUGGAGUUACUCUGGCCACAAACUUUUGCAUUCCAUUGAGACUGGUCACAGUGCCAACAUAUUCUGCACGAAGUUUGUUCCAGAAACUUCUGAUGAGCUUGUUGUUUCUGGAGCAGGAGAUGCUGAAGUUCGUCUUUUUCAUUUGUCUCAUCUAAAGGGAAGAGGUUGUGAUGACAAUACUGUGACUCCAUCAGCACUAUUUCAGUGUCAUACUAGGAGAGUCAAAAAAUUAGCUGUUGAAGUUGGGAAUCCUCAUGUAGUAUGGAGUGCUAGUGAAGAUGGGACUGUGAGGCAGCAUGAUUUGCGGGAGGGUGCAUCUUGUCCCCCGGCUGGUUCUUCUCGUCAAGAAUGCCAUAAUAUACUUCUUGACUUACGCUGUGGAGCUAAGAAAUCAUUAGCUGAUCCUCCUAAACAGUUGUUUGCUCUGAAGUCAUGUGAUAUUAGCUCUACGAGGCCUCAUUUGCUAAUUGUUGGUGGAAGUGAUGCUUUUGCUCGGCUGUAUGAUAGGAGAAUGCUACCUCCAUUAUCUUCGAGUCAGAAAAAGCUGCCGCCUCCACCUUGUGUCAGCUACUUCUGCCCAAUGCAUCUUUCUGAUCGUGGACGUUCUAACUUGCAUAUGACUCAUGUCGCAUUUAGUCCCAAUGGAGAAGAGGUUUUGCUUAGCUAUAGUGGAGAACAUGUAUACUUGAUGGAUGUGAAUCCUGCACGUGGAAGUUCUAUCUCAUAUACCUCCGGAGAUGUGUCAAACCUGAUGAAUUUUUCUCCCUUGAUCAACGGAAUCGAAUUACAAUCAUCAGUUAGUGGAAUACUUUUAAAUGGUUCUUCAUCAAAAAGAAUUCCAGCUGCCAAGCUAGAAAAAUGCAAAAGAUUGAUUCAGAUGGCAGUGAAGUCUUUGAAAGAAGAUUCCAACUUUUAUUAUGGGAUAGAAGCUUGUAAUGAAGUUUUAGACAGUUGCAGGGAUGAGAUCGGCCCGCUUCUAAUCUUCGAAUGCUUAUGCACUCGUGCAGCAAUAUUGCUGAAGAGGAAGUGGAAAAAUGAUGCACAUAUGGCUAUAAGAGACUGUCAUAGAGCUAGAAAGCUCAAUUCAUCCUCCUUUAGGCCUCUUCUUUUGAUCGCUGAUGCUCUUUCACAGUUGGGUAAGCACAAAGAAGCAUUGGAGUUUGCUAUUGGCACUCAAUCCUUGGCUCCAUCUGAUUCUGAAGUUGCAUUAAAGGUGGAAAGUAUAAAAGAACAUAUUUCUGCAGCUGAAGCAGACAAAACAAAUAAGGCAAAUGGCGGAGAAUCUAGAUCUGAUCCACGGGCAGGAAGAGUGUUAUCCCUAAGUGACAUACUUUAUCGUUCAGAUGCAAACAGUGAUGCAUCACAAGAUGGUCCCAGGUCUGAAAGAGAUGAUUCUGAUGAUGAUGAUGAGUUAGAAUUGGCUUUUGAAACAUCGAUAUCCGGUGAUGAAGGACGAGAUGUUGAUCCUAAUGUCCUCCAUGGAAGUUUGAACUUGAGAAUCCAUAGGAGAGGUGAUUCCACUGGGGAGACUGGACGGGCAAAUUGUCCUUGUGGUUCGCCAACCUCUAGUCAUCAAAAAGAGAAAACAGCUUACCAGCCUGCAGCAGUGAUAGAUAUGAAGCAAAGAUAUGUUGGUCAUUGCAAUGUAGGCACUGACAUCAAACAAGCGAGCUUUCUUGGUGAGCGAGGUGAAUAUAUUGCUAGUGGAAGUGAUGAUGGCAGAUGGUUUAUUUGGGAGAAAAGAACUGGUAGAUUGAUAAAAAUGCUGCAUGGAGAUGAGGCUGUUGUAAAUUGUGUGCAGUGCCACCCAUAUGAUUGCAUUGUGGCUACCAGUGGAAUUGAUAACACCAUUAAGAUUUGGACUCCGACUGCUUCUGUCCCUUCCCUUGUGGCCAGUGGAGCUGCAGGACCAGAAACUUCUAACGUGUUAGAUGCAAUGGAAAGCAAUCAACGCAGAUUGUGCCGGACUCGUGAAGCUGUCUUGCCUUUCGAGUUUUUGGAGCGAUUUAGGAUGCAUGAGUUUACAGAAGGCAGUUUACAUCCAUUUGAAUGCACACAAAGCUGAGAAUGUUAACCCGAUUCUCUUAAAUACUGAUGCCUGGAUAUGAAGUUUAUGUGUUGGACAAGCUGGCUUGGGAAGAGAGAAAAGAGUGUAAUGUAUAGUUAACGAAGUCGAUUGAAAAUUUUGGAUCCCAAACCAGCUGAAAAUUUAUCAAGUUGUAAUUUGUAUUUUAGUUUUACUGUAUCAUAUCCUAAUUCUUCUCAACUGUCCCCUCCUCUUGCGAGGUUUCUGUAAAUAUAUAUACCCCAUCUCUUAUGUUGCAUAAUAAUAAACUCAACAGGUUCAUCC